AUGUUCUGCAGUCAACUGAAGAUACAGCUGGCAAAGUUGCCACUUACUAGAUCCUAUGCGAAUGGACCACUUAAGAUUUUGUCCGCACUACCACAAAGGCCAUUGAAAAAGAUCCGUAUAGGUAAGGCUAGACCAGCAAUAUACUACAAAUUUAACACAUUUAUUGAGCUUUCGGAUGGGUCUGUCAUUCGAAGAAGAUCACAAUACCCAAGGGAGGAGUUGAGGAUGAUUACAGAUCAGAGAAAUAAUCCAUUAUGGAAUCCAUCUAAGCCGGAUGUUAGUUUAUUGGAUGCCGAGGCUAAGGGUAAGCUCAGUAAAUUCAAGGCCAAAUUUGCAGCAUUUGAGAAUUCCGGUAAGACAGAAGAAGAUAUAUUGGAGCAGCGGGAGAAAGAGAAGAGGGAGCGCGAGAUUAGAUUGGAAACAGGCAUUUUCACAAAGAAGAAAGAUGAGGAAGGUAAAGGAUGGAUGGAUGUUCUUGAAUCAAACUACAAAGUGCAGAAAUUGGGUGGUAAGAUUGCACAAAAGGACAAGUCAAAGAAGAAGAAGAAGGCUGCUGCUGCUGCUGCUGCUGCUGCCGCCGAUGCUGCAACUGCUUCUGCCACUUCGGCAGCUGGCAAGAAGUGA
Brettanomyces bruxellensis is the source of this 624-nucleotide messenger RNA. RefSeq lists its product as uncharacterized. NCBI's taxonomy places the organism in Eukaryota, Fungi, Ascomycota, Pichiomycetes, Pichiales, Pichiaceae. Gene Ontology annotation, cellular component: mitochondrial large ribosomal subunit. Bases 1 to 624 code for a protein of 207 amino acids. Gene Ontology annotation, molecular function: structural constituent of ribosome. The transcript has a single exon. Gene Ontology annotation, biological process: mitochondrial translation. The record is from RefSeq and is a predicted model, not a curated record.